This is a messenger RNA of Gambusia affinis (western mosquitofish), 6086 nucleotides long. RefSeq names its product growth arrest-specific 2 like 1 (gene gas2l1). Lineage: Eukaryota; Metazoa; Chordata; Actinopteri; Cyprinodontiformes; Poeciliidae. Gene Ontology annotation, molecular function: cytoskeletal adaptor activity; microtubule binding; actin filament binding. Gene Ontology annotation, biological process: protein localization to microtubule plus-end; regulation of microtubule polymerization or depolymerization; microtubule bundle formation. Bases 719 to 3949 code for a protein of 1076 amino acids. The transcript is spliced from 5 exons. The record is from RefSeq and is a predicted model, not a curated record. Gene Ontology annotation, cellular component: microtubule plus-end; cytoplasm; stress fiber.
UCAGUCUCUAACAUGACUGUAAAUGAGUCAAUUAUUUCUGUCCUGGUUUGGUCAGCUGCUGGUUUCCUGACCCAAUCCAGCCACUUUUUGUUCAGCGCUGACUUGGUGAACAUAGGGUUAAGUUUUCCUCUUCCAGAGUUUAUCCCUCAUAAUGGGAUGUGCCUCCGAGUCGCUCUGCUGGUUUAAGCUGCAGCAGGUCAACAUAUUCAGCGCAAGAGGCGGUGCGACAUGGGCUGAGCCUAUUUGCAGGGAAAUGAGCUGUGGACUGUGAGCUGCUCAGUGGUCGUGAUUUCUCCCGACGAGGAGCUGGUGGGCCUCCGACAGACAUGGCGACACGUGGAAGUGUGUGGCCGACAGGAACCGCCGGCCGUCGGGUGGAUUAACCGGGGAUUGGGUGAGCGGCCGCCGGCAAGGACUGAACCAUUUUUUCCGCUCCCACUCCUCGGAAUCCUGCGAUGCGCUCCGUAGAGGAAGCGGGUUUCGCAGACAUCCGGAAAACGCAUCCAUGCGCCACGGCAGCCCCGCAUCCCGAUAUGCUCCUGACAACACAAAGCCUGGCUUCAAUUAGCUUCAGUUCAGAACCGCACAUGCAAAUCGGCAUGGGUGCGUCAAAACGGUCAUUGCGCUUUGUUUUGUGGCUGAGGCUUCGGAUUGCAGUUCUGCAAUGAGACAGUCGGAGAUGAUCAAGUAAGACUUUAUUGAUACAUAUUUCGACAAUAUGGCUGACCAGAGCAACAUUCAGUCCGCCGCCUCUAAGAGCAUCCGGCCCUUUAAAUCCAGUGAAGAAUACCUGUAUGCCAUGAAGGAGGACCUGGCUGAAUGGCUGAAGACCCUCUACGACCUGGACGUCACUGCGGACACCUUCAUGGAUGCGCUGGAGACGGGCUGCGCCCUGUGUCGGCACGCCAACACCGUGAACCGCGCUGCGCAGGAAUUCCAGUUGGAGAACCCGGAGGCUGCGAAGUCCAUGAAGGUGCCGUCGAAGGAUGUGGUCUUCCAGUCACGAAACGUGAUCCCCGGCUCGUUCCUGGCGAGGGAUAACGUCUCCAACUUCAUCACCUGGUGCAGGCAGGAGCUCUGGAUCAAGGACGUCCUCAUGUUUGAGACCAACGACCUGGUGGAGAGAUGCAACGAGAAGAAUUUCAUCCUGUGUCUCCUGGAGGUGGCUCGGCGGGGCUCCAAGUUUGGCAUGCUUGCGCCCAUGCUGAUCCAGCUGGAGGAGGAGAUCGAAGAGGAGAUCCGGGAUCAGGAGAGCCUGCAGGCCGAGGGAGCUGAGCAGGCCGAAGAGAUGAGCUCACCAAGCAGGUGUUACAGUCGGAAGGAGAGCUGUCACAGUGUGGAGGACGAGGAGGAACCGGAGCCGGAGCCUUACGUCUGGCCGCAGAAGAGAGUUUUAUGUGACAUGCGAAACCUGGAUGAACUGGUACGUGAAAUCCUGGGCCACUGUUCCUGUCCUGCUCAGUUUCCUAUGAUUAAAGUGUCCGAAGGGAAGUACAAAGUAGGAGACUCCAGUGCUCUGAUCUUCAUCAGGGUCCUCCGGACUCAUGUGAUGGUGCGUGUCGGAGGGGGCUGGGACACGUUGGAGCACUAUUUGGACAAGCAUGAUCCGUGUCGCUGUGCUGCAUUCGCUCACCGCUACCACCAGGCUAAAGCAAGUGGUCAAAGCCAGGGAGCCCAGAGCAAGUCCUCUAGUGCCCACUCCUCCCGCUCCACCAGCCCAGGUCCACACUGGAGGAAUGAGGGCAUUUCGACUUACAAACCCAACGACAGGCGCUCCUUGGAGCCUCUCUCUGCUCCAAGUGUAUCCUCUUCCUCCUCCUCUUCUUCCACACGACCUGGUCGAUCCCAAAAUUCAUUUGUCCGUACAGAGGCGGACGCUGCUGGAGCUCGAACUCUGCUCCCUAAGCCACAAAGAGAUCGCUCGGAGCCGCGCCACUUUAAUCCUCUCAGGAAUAAAGAAACAUUGACAAGACGUCUCUCUGGAGAUAGUGACUCUUCCACAGCCUCCUCCAAAGGAGGAGGGGGAGGCGGGCGGCAGUCACUCAGUGGCCCUUCACGGCGCUCUGGUGAACAAGUGGUACUACUUGUCAACCGCAAGGAAGGAAAGCAUAUGAUUGAGAGAGCAGGAGCAGGCAAUCAAACCCCAUCUACAUGUUCCUCGACGCCCCGUGCACGCAGCCAUUCGCGGGAGCGUUCUUCGCUUCCGCCAACACUAAAACCCAACCCACCAACAGGAUCUUCUGAUGGUUCACGGACGUCUCGGACAGACAGAGGGCGCUCUGUUGGAAAUGAUGGUCCGAGGAGGCUCCAUGUUCCUCGUUCUCACAGCCAGAGUAAGUUAACAAGCAGCACUUUGUCAAGUGAUGGCAGCCCUGCACAUUGUUCCUCUCCUCGGGCUUCCCAGCGCCCACCUUCAGAAAAACAAGUAGAUCUGCCUAAACAGGUAGCCCCAUCCUCUCCUAGAGGAGGUGUUGCUUUCAGUAAGAAGCAGUCAUUCUCAUGCAACAACUCGCCAGUUAAAGGAGUCCAAAGCAACAACAGCAGCCCUGUCAAGAAGACUGUCACUACUCCUAGACCCCAAGUGUCCUGCUCACCAUCCACAGGAAAAGGCAAGCUACUUCCCCCUGUCACCUCUGGAGGGCGACGUCCACCACACUCCUCUCCUCGUAACUCUAACAACUGUGCUACCCGCUCCCCUCGUCUCUCACAGUCUCCUCGAUCAGCUGUGCGAGGCCAGCCUAAAAACAUUUCUCAAAUGGAGAAACAGGAGGCUGGAGAUGACAGGCCUGGGUUAGGCUACCAAAUCCUGCCACCAUUUGACCCUCAAAAAGAACAGGACCUCUAUCGCAGCUUUGAGGCUGAGUUUCUGGCCAAUUCCCAGCAGGUCAAGGGGAAUUUUACUGGUAAAACUGUAGGAAAAGCAACGCUGCAGGUAGCACAUGCACUCACUGAGCCUGCUUUGUCUGAUUCUGCUUCUUCUUCAUCUAACUCCUCCACUUCUUCCCUAAAUGUGGGUGCAAAGAUUGGAAGUCUGCCUUACCUCAAGCAAUCCAAGAGGACUAACCUCCAACACUUCCCACCAGAGGACCCUUUAAAUAUACUUUAUGGACAAAAUCUUGGAGAACUUCAUGGUUUGGGUCACACAGAGCAUGAACACUGGGGGGAAUGGAAAGGGGGCCUCAAGAAACUCCCCGCAAUUUCUAGCUUAGUAGAGAAAAGGGAAGCUCCAGCUUCUUUGCCUGGCCUUAGAGAUACUAAGUCUGAUGAGCUAAUGAAUCAUAUCCCCUCCCAACCUGCUAUAGAUAGCAGGAAUAUGAAUGGAGAACAUGGGUGUUCUCCUACAGGUGGGCUCUCAGGUCAAAAAUGUCCACUUGACUUGAGCUCAGUGACAGAAGGAGAUGUUCCCCUAGAAAAUCACCUGCCUAAUCUACCAUAUGAUCUUGAAAAUAGUGGCAAUAGUGAUAACGUCCUGCCUCCAGAGGGUCCUCUAUCACCUGUACCCCUUGCACCAUCUGAGGACUGCUCUUUCCAGGAUUCCUCUAGUGAAAACUCCUCAAUGUCCUUUAGCUUGAGUGAAUCCCGCUCCGGAUCUCCUCCAACAUCCUUAAAAAUAAUCAAUGGGGAAAAUGGACAAAGCAAUGAAGUCUCGAUCUCCGAGCACAAACCGGGUGUAAAGUUAAUGCCUCGUACUGACAAUAGGCUGCAGAACACCCCCUCACGAAUCCCCACACCUGUCAGACACAAAAAUGUUCACACUAACAAAACUCUGUCCCCUUGCAGUACACCGCCACUGUCACGUAAGACCUCCCAUCCUACUUCAUGCAAGAACUUGCACCAGAACUUCACAGACAUGAUUCAUCCUCAGUCUCACUCUCCAACCGUAGGCAACAAAGACUGCUCCUACCCUGCACAGGGAAGCCUAGACACUGAAGCUAUAGCACAAAACUGAUUGCUGCAGCAGGCUCUUUGACUACUAUGUAAUUGAAAAAAGACUUACGUUUGGGCUAAAAACUGUUGUCACUGCAUGUUAAACAACUUUUCAUUAAGAUUGUUUUUAAAGAUGCACCGAUAAAAGAAUUGUGGCUGAUGUCUGAUCUCUGAAUUUUAGAAAGCUUUGACCUGCCAAUACAAAUUUUUGUUUAUUAUAAGAAGUUAGUAUUUCAAGAACUCUAAAAAUUAAUGUUACAAAUACAGCAGUUGCUGUAAAACAGGGUUUUGUUAAUGUAAAACACACAUUUUAACAAGCUAAUGACUGUCUUUAGUAUCAUUAGUAACAUAGGUAGUGUAAACUAUAGAUGCUAACACUAAGUUGAGUUAGGACUAGAGCUAAAGAUACUGACAAUAAAGGACUCAAACUUAAAAUGUGUUCAUAAUUUACAAAACUAGACCUUGGCAGGUGAUAGUCAUGUCGUUCAUUUUGAAAUUUGGGUCAUGUUGUGCAAAAAGACUAAAUUACAGAAGUGAGUCUUCUGCAUCAGGAUGUCAAUUGAUGCCUGGCUUGAGGAUCUUUUGGUAUAUUGUCCAAAAAAAAGAGAAACUACUCAGAGCUCACUUCAGUAGGUACUAAGAAGGCUAAACAUCAAAUAGUAAAGCUGCUCAUUUUCACAUGUUUGAGUUCUUAAACUGUCUGCCAUGGAAAAUGUCGGUAUUAGAAAUAAUGUCUGCCUUUAGGAAAUACUCAACUUAUUUAGUGCCUAUAGUUUGAUAACCCUCUUGAGUUCACCUUGGCUUGUCAAGCUGUAAAUCAUCUGAUUUCGGUCACUAACAUAUUUCUUGGCGUAUCUCCGUUGUUUUCCUGUUGGGGUCCAUUUUGCUUUUUUUGCACUCAAGCCAAAUUCUUUAUUACCAAAGGAAUGGUCUUUAUUUUUAUCAUGACAUUGUUUGCAUGGGGCUGUUUUUGCCAAUCAUAGUGUUUCUUUUUCUCCUAGCUGCACACAUUCUCACAGUUGACAUCCAGAGAUAGAAAGAACAUAUGUGCUGCCAUGUGCCGCACCACAGGGCAUGGUUAUGUGCCAUGUAUUUGCAUUAGCUUUAUAAAACUGCACUAACACUAAACCUAUGGUCAAAUGGACCUUUUUCUGUUGCAGUUGGUCAUUAUCUCUCAGUUUACUUUAGUAGUCAGAAUACUGGUACUAAAACUGUAGGAUUCUACACAUUACUGAUGUUAAUAGGAGGUUUAGUAUAUAAAUACAUACAAUUUACUCAUCGUGUAACAGGCAUACUCAACAACAUAUAUUCAGCUGCCCUUAUGAUGCAUAAAUUAUCAACUAAUUUCUGUACAGCAGUCAGUCAUUAUAGUCAAGGUUAAUAUUUAUUUAAUUCUCAAUUUGUGUCGAAUUUGCUUAUUUUAAUGCAGAAUAUGGUUUUAAUUUAUACUUUUAAAUGACAGAAUUAUAAAAAAAUAUAAAGAGAUUUGUGUUAAUUUCGUCAUUGUCACUGAAAUGGAAAGUUGAGAGCUCCUUCUUUGACCAAACAGCACUCUGGUGUUCAGCGUUUAAUAUGUAUGAGCAGCAGAAAUUGCACGCUGACGAGAAUGAAUGUGUAAAUACAUGCUGGGUGGGUGGUUUUGUAAAUACAAGGCAUGGAAUAUACAGUUUUAAUGUACAUACUUUGCUGUAAUAAGGCCCAUUAUGCCUUAGCUAUGCAAUUCAUAUAUGGUGUUGGAAAAUGCCUUGACAACUCCCUUUGCCUUAAAUGUUUAGUCAUAAAUUUAUUUUUGAAUGUUUUGUAGCUUGAAUUUGGUAACACUACAUUACCAUAAUUUACUGUUUAUUGUGAAAUAAAUCGAAAGUAUUUAAUGUGAAUGUUUUAAAAAAAAUUGAAGAACAUUGGCUACUUUAAUUGUACAUUAAUUUUGAUGUAAAGUUUCACUCCCUGAGAAAUCCUAAUGUACUCCAUCCUGACUGUGGUGGCAAUUAAACAAACUGAUGGUGACAUCUAGUGGCUAAAAGAGACGUUUGUUGUAUUUUUUUCCUGCUUAUAUUGUCAUAACCUGGUGCUGAUUAGAACCAGUAACAAUGUAAUGACCCAAUGGAAACAAAUGGAUGAAGCAAGGCGCUAACUUGAGUGUCUGCAAAAGGCUUGAA